CUCAUUUGGUGGCCUCUCGCAGGCCAAACACGCUCUGUUAGUCCACCAGUUUGGUGCCUCCCCAGUCUCCGCCCUUUUCCGCUGCUCUCGUUUUCAUCAGUCUGUUCUUCGAUUCCUGGCCUAUGUCUUCCCAAUCGAUGAUCCGGAAGUAAAGGGCGAAACUUGACUACAAGUAGCAGAAGGAGGCGACUGCAGUAGGCUGUAGCUGCAGCUGCCAGGAGGAGAUGGCCAAGGGGUUCAGGAACCCCAACCUCACCCGCGCAAGGCCGCUAGGUUACUGGAUCGGCUUGGCUGCUGUGUUCAUGCUGGUCUUCUUCAGCUACCUCACCAUGUCGAGGACUAAUUCCAUGCGCAUUCCUGUUGGCGGACCUAGUGAGUUUGUGAAGCAUGUGGAGAGGAACCCUAUAUGUGAUCUCUCAAACAAUAAAUCUGAUAUCUGUGAAGCCAAUGGUGAUGUCAGGAUCAUCGGCAAAGACAUCAGGAUGGUGUUUGUUGCCCCUCAAUCCAUUGACAUCAAAGAAAAUGAUUCAUGGACAAUCAAGCCUUAUGCUCGAAAGUGGGAUGAAGGAUCUGGUGCUCGAGUUCGACCAGUGACAUUGAAACUAGUCUAUGGUCACCCAGAAGACAAACCCUGUUUGAUCAACCACACUGUCCCUGCAAUGGUAUUUGCAAUUGGCGGCUGGUCUGGAACCAAUUACUUCCAUGAUUUCGUUGAUGUGUUGGUUCCUCUAUUUGAGACUGCUCAUCCUUUUGGGGGAGAAGUUCAGUUCCUCAUAGCUAACAUGGACCCUCAAUUUAUGAACAAAUACAAGUUGUUCUUCAAGAAGCUUUCAAGGUAUGAUUUCAUUGGGUAUGACAAUGAUGAUAGAAUCCACUGCUUCCAGCAUGUCACCCUUGGACUUAGAUGCACCAGCACGGAUGACUUCCAAAUGGAGCCCUCCAAAUCCCCUCAUGGCUACACAAUGUUCCACUUUGCAAACUUCAUGAGGAGUGUAUUCUCGCUUGAGAGAGAGUAUCCUGUGAAUCUCAAGGAUGCAGGCCAAUCGAAGAAACCAAAGCUCAUGAUCAUAACUAGAAUCAACACAAGAAAGUUCAUGAAUGUGGAGGAGAUUCUAAAUCUAGCCCAAGAGGUUGGCUAUGAGGUAGUGAUCACUGAAGGGGACUCUGAUCUCUCUAAAUUUUCACGCAUUGUGAACUCCUGUGAUGUGCUUAUGGGUGUUCAUGGUUCGGCACUCACCAAUAUGGUGUUCCUCCCUACCAAUGGUGUGGUGAUUCAAGUAGUACCUUGGGGAAAUUUGGAUUGGAUUGCUGGACAUUACUUCCGGGAGCCUGCAAAACAAAUGAAGCUAAAUUAUUUAGAGUACAGUAUCAACGAGGAGGAAACAACACUGACCGAGCUGUAUCCAAGAGACCAUGCAGUGUUCAAGGAUCCAAUGUCACUGCAUCCUCAGAAUGCAAACUGGGAGACAUUCUCCAGGAUCUUCCUGAAAGAACAGAAUGUGAGGCUUGAUGUGAAAAGGUUUAAGCCCUUCCUGGAACAUGCACUCCAAAUUUUCGGUGAACAACAAUGAGUAUUUCAUUAAUGUUCUUUUUCCCAGUUAAUAUUUAUUUUUAGGAAUUUGUGGUGUACACUGAGUUGCAGCUACUAUGGACAGCUAAAAUUACUGUUAGCAAUUUAUUCAAGUUGCUACAAUCAAAAUUGAGUUUCCAAUCUACUUCAACACCAAAUAAUAUUUCUUCAGUUGUGCUUU
Molecule: messenger RNA, 1751 nt
Organism: Zingiber officinale
Lineage: Eukaryota; Viridiplantae; Streptophyta; Magnoliopsida; Zingiberales; Zingiberaceae
Product: alpha-1,3-arabinosyltransferase XAT2-like
Exons: 2
Coding region: 225-1571 (448 amino acids)
Molecular function (GO): glycosyltransferase activity
Source: RefSeq, a predicted model, not a curated record